UGACACUUGACCCGUAUCGCUACUGUUUACCUAAAAUCGAGACCCCUGUUACUACACUCUAACGGACCUGAGUGUAGGUUCGUCACAAGGAGCCUCUAUCUCAGUGUCGUCUGAGCACCAAAUGUCUUCCUCAGCGACGCCUAUUUUUAAGGGGCAAAUACGGGAGUUACCUACUGUGCCCCCCGAACUACCUGAAGAAGUGCCAAGCAUUGCUUCUAAUGCUAAAAAGACGAUUACUAGUACCCUCAUAUCGCAAGAUUUAAGCCCUGGCAGUCCACUCCGCCGAAGCCCAAGGCUAAAGCAAUCCGUUUCCUCAAAGCUGGCUUUAAAUACACGGAAACCACCACUUUCACCUAUCCGCGAUCAUGACAAAGUCUCCAAGGUAAGGGGUUCUCGAACUCCUAGUAUUAAGUUGGGCAGAAUAUCUAGAAUUCAGGAGCAUCGGGGCAGCACACGAUCCACUCAAUGCAACGCGGGGAAAUGCAGCAAUCGAGUGAGAUUAUUCGACGACUCACCUGACUGUAUAGACUCGUCCAAACGAAAAAGCGCAGAAGAGUUUAUCGCAUUUUACAAUGAUUUCAAAAACAAACACGAACAGUUACUCGCUUCUACACAGAACAAUAACGUGCGAACUGGCAAGCUCCCUGAGUUCCGAAUCUCUGUGUGUAUCAUUGAUACAGGCAUUGAUAAGAGCCACCCUGCUAUUAAGGGAGCCUUGCGAGAGGACCGGAUCCAGGGUUACCGCAGCUGGGUGGGAAACGAGGAUGAUGUCCACGAUAAUUAUGGGCACGGAACUCACGUUGCUGACAUUAUACUGAAUGCAUCUGAAAAUGUAGACCUAUACAUAGCUAAGGUUGCGGACGGCCUAGAUAUUGAGCCUCAUGGCAUAAGCAAGAUUGCAGAGGCAAUUUCUUAUGCCACUACUGUGUGGAACGUUGACAUCUUGACAAUGUCUUUUGGUUUUCUUGAAAUAGAACUAGAUGUCAAAAAGGCGAUCGACGACGCUUUGCGGCGUGGCAAGCUGCUUUUUGCCUCGGCCUCUAACCACGGCAAUAACCAGAUGGGGAGAACGUACCCAGCAAAACAUAGAAACGUCAUCUCCAUCAGUGCUUCCACUGGAAAGGGGAAAGACGGGCAGAUUAGUCCAAGCCCCGAGAGCAAUGAUGAUAACUUCAUGACGUUGGGGAUCGCGGUCCCCCUUAUCUGGAAGGGGAAACGCGUCUAUAAGUCAGGUACUUCAUACGCAACCCCCAUUGCUGCUGGGUUUGCCAUCAACGCUCUGGAAUUUGUAUUCAGAGUCAUGGGCCAGGAGCACUUCAAGGAGUUGAAGCAAAGCGACGAUUUCAUGCGUUGUGUUUUGCGACUUAUGAGCAAAGAAGAUCCCUCUGGGUAUAGAUUUGUUGCUCCCUGGCUCUUGUGGGACGGGCGGAAGACUGCCGAUUUCGUUUCUCACCUACUCCGCCAUGCCAUGUAUAACAAGUGACUAUAUGUGUGCCUCAAUGUGUCCCAAGGCGGAACUGUUAGGUGUAUGAGAGUAUAUGAAUACAAGAGGGGUCUAUUGUCUAUAUAAUGGGUAGCCAGCUCCCUCGAGGAAAGUUAUAAGGCUAGGUACAGUUUCUAAUAUUCUCUUUACAAAUGACAAAUGAUAUCCAUCACGGGAUCUCUUUGACAUAUUAACUCAUUCUGGCAGUAUUGCAGAUAGGAUUGUAGUGUUUAAACCCCCUAUUACACUUCUGGUCUUUUACACGGAUGCCCGGUGGCUUACCUAAAGUCCCUGCUAUAAGCUGUUUAAGCGCGUACCUAAGGUAUUGUACCUGCAUUUACCUAGGAGGCACCUUACCUACUUGGGUACCUGGUAUGCAACAC
Molecule: messenger RNA, 1866 nt
Organism: Daldinia caldariorum
Lineage: Eukaryota; Fungi; Ascomycota; Sordariomycetes; Xylariales; Hypoxylaceae
Product: peptidase S8/S53 domain-containing protein
Exons: 3
Coding region: 122-1483 (453 amino acids)
Biological process (GO): proteolysis
Molecular function (GO): serine-type endopeptidase activity
Source: RefSeq, a predicted model, not a curated record